Molecule: messenger RNA, 2082 nt
Organism: Symbiodinium necroappetens
Lineage: Eukaryota; Dinophyceae; Suessiales; Symbiodiniaceae
Source: the annotation of a GenBank genome assembly
GUCACCGGCAUCGUCGUCGAGGGCGGCCGGGUGUGCGGCGUCGAGACCACGCGCGGGCGCAUCGCCUGCAAGAAGCUGGCCCUGGCCACCGCCGGCAACUCCUCGCGCACCGCCGCCCUGGCCGGCCUGCGGCUGCCGAUCGAGAGCCAUGUGCUGCAGGCCUUCGUGUCGGAGGCGAUCAAGCCCUACAUCGACCAGGUGGUGACCUUCGGCGCCGGCCACUUCUAUCUUAGUCAGUCGGACAAGGGCGGGCUGGCCGGCCUGGCCAUGGCGCCGGGCCUGUCGCGCCUGCGCCUGCUGCGCUCCUGGGGCGGCGUCAUGGACAUGUCGAUGGACGGCAGCCCGAUCAUCGACAAGACCGACAUCGCCGGCCUCUACCUCAACUGCGGCUGGUGCUACGGCGGCUUNNCUUCGCCCACACCAUCGCCCGCGACGAUGAUCGUCGACUGCCCCUUCUGCGGCCCCCGCCCGAGCGAGGAGUUCGGCCAGCUCGGCGAUGCCGCGCCGCAGCGGCCCGACAGCCCCGAGGCCGACCCCGAGGCCUGGUACGCCUACGUCUACCUGCGCGCCAAUCCGCGCGGGCGGCACCGUGAGUACUGGCAUCAUCUGGGCGGCUGCCGGCAGUGGCUGGUGGUGACCCGCGACACCGCGACCCACGAGAUCCAUGCGGUCGAGACGGCGCGCGCCGCCGCCGGGCGAGGGCAAGGCGUGAGCGGCUAUCGGCUCGACAGCGGCGGGCGGAUCGACCGCAGCCGGCGCCUGCGCUUCACCUUCGAUGGCGCGCGCUUCGCCGGCCAUCCCGGCGACACCCUGGCCAGCGCGCUGACCGCCAACGGCGCGGCCAGCCAGAACGCCUGGCCCUCGCUGCGCUUCGACCUGAGCGCGGCCAACCAGCUCCUCGCGCCCUUCCUGCCGGCCGGCUUCUACUACAAGACCUUCAUGUGGCCGGCCGCCUUCUGGGAGCGGGUCUACGAGCCGCUGAUCCGCCGCGCCGCCGGGCUCGGCCGCGGCACCCACGCGCCCGACCCGGACAGCUACGAGAAGGGCAACCUGCACUGCGACCUGCUGGUCGUCGGCGCCGGGCCGUCCGGCCUGCUUGCCGCCCUGGCGGCGGCGCGCGCCGGCCUACGGGUGAUCCUGGCCGACGACCAGCCCGAGGCCGGCGGCCGCCUGCUCUCGCGCCGGGCGCCGCUCGACGAGGAGGCGCCCGAGGUCUGGCGCGACCGGGUGGUGGCCGAGCUGGACGCGGCGCCCAACGUCCGGCGGCUUUCGCGCACCACGGUCUUCGGCUGGUACGACGACAAUCUCUUCGGCGCCCUGGAGCGGGUGGCCGAUCACCUGCCGGAGCCGCCGGCCCAUCUGCCGCGUCUGAUCUACUGGCGCAUCCAUGCCAGGCGGGCGCUGCUCUGCGCCGGCGCCGAGGAGCGCCCGCUGGUGUUCGGCGGCAACGACCGCCCCGGCGUGAUGCUGGCCUCGGCCGGCCAGUCGCUGGUCAACCGCUACGGCGUGGCGCCGGGCCGCAAGGUCGCGCUCUUCACCACCACCGACAGCGGCUACGCGGUGGCGCGCGACCUGCAGGCCGCGGGCGUCGCCCUGGCCGCGGUGAUCGAUCCGCGCGCGCCGGGCCCGGACGGCCAGGCCGGGCCGGAGAGCAAGGGGCUGGAGUGCCAGGUGCGCCGCCGUUCGGUGGUGGCCGACACCAGGGCCGGCCUGGGUGGCGGCCUGGGUGGCGGCCUGGGCGGGCUGGAGGUGGUGGACCGCGCGCACGACCGGCGCGUCACGCUGGACUGCGACACGCUGCUCGUGUCGGGCGGCUGGAACCCGAUCCUGCACCUGACCUGCCAUCGCGGCACCAAGCCGGUCUGGCGCGAGGCGCUCGCCGCCUUCGUGCCGGGCGAGGUGGGCGCCGCCUUCCGCGUCGCCGGCGCGGCGGCCGGCCACCUCUCCACCGCCGACUGCUUUGCCUCGGCCCUGGCGGCGGUGGCCGCCAUCGGGGCCGAUCUGGGCUGCGAGGUGCCGGCGGUCGAGGCGCCGGCCUGCCCGGAGGAGCCCUGCGCGCUCGCGCCGCUCUGGUGGGUCAAG